UCGAAGGCAUGCUGAGAGAUACCUCUCUCCUUUGACUCUCAUCCUCGCGACAGCCGAGCCGCUCUUGCUUUCCUUCAGCACCCCUUCGACCAUAUUCUCCUUCUCCCAUACGUCCCCAAAACGCCAGCGAGUCAGAACAGUCCCGGUGUCUUUGCAUAUUUAAUUUAUUUCAGGUUUAGUUGCACAUUUAGUCUGCUUACGGGCUAUGUCGCAACCGGAGGAUAUUUGAAAAAGGCAUUGGGGGAUGGCAGCUAAGAGAAAUGGAGCUAGGGAGACUUAGCGGAACAUGACAAAAAUGUGAGUGACUGAUGGAUCAGUGGUUUGGACCUACAAUUCAGCAAGGGCGAUAUUGUAGUUUCGUCUGCUUUUGGAGGGCAUCGGGGGAUUUGAAAAUUGCCCGUACAAAGCUCGGAGAAGUGCCUCGUAACCGGAUCCGAGAAAAGAAAGCCCGGGAGAAAAGGACGACUGGUUUAGAGGAGGGAGAGACUAUCAAACAGUGAAGAUACACUGGAGCUCCACACCUCAGGUGUGUCUGGAAAGGGAUUUCAUCUACUCUGAUCGACAUAGAGAGGAAUCGGUCUCAACUAAUGUCAGAACAACCUAAAAAGACUUCCAAAAGUUUCUAGAACGAUAUCCUCAAAGAAGCAAGGAUGAAGUAGGCAUGAGGAUAUCAAGUCUUUGAAGUGGACUGAGUAUCAUGUCUCAUGAUUGGCCACAGUUUUUUUGGGAAUAUCAAAGCCUAAUGGUCUUAUAGUUGACAUGGCCUAGUUUUAAUGAUUGGAUUGCUGUAUAUUCAAGAACACUCUGUCUCCUAAACUAAAGCAUUUCAUGGAGAGAUACAAUUUUGCUUGAGGAACUGCGACGUAGAAUCGGGCAACAAGAUCUUAGGCUAAAACCCUGAUAUCACAACCCACUUUUAAUAAUUCUUUAGAUCAGUCGAAAUUUUUAGUCUCCUAAGUGUAUUCCAGCCUGGGAAAUGGAUGAAAUGAUAUGGACUCAGCCGAGAAUCUGGAGUCUCAGCUCCGAUCGGGAUAUGGCUUUGAGAUCAGACAUUCCGGGAAUCGAAGUGAGGGCUCCACUGGGAUAGAGCAUUCCCUGGUACUCAGCCAGUAGCAUCUUCUCAGAGUGAUUUGUUUCAUGGGAAAAUCCGAGUCCACAACAAGGCCUAAGGCAGGUGUACAGUAGAGCUGGCAGGGAGCGUGGUCGUCUGAAUCCUGGAGGUGGAUUGGAUCUGUUCAUCCACAGCACCAGGACCCAACACUCUUCAGAGGACACUCCACAGACAGCACCCGCUUGGACAGGGCAAGGAGGUUGGAGGAGCCAGGCCUGAUUUGAGCUCAUCAUCAGGACUCAAGGAUCCAAAACGUCUACGCUGAGUAGAAGUGGGUAAUCAGCGCCAUGGCGCCCGAGGGAGUGGCCGAGACGCGCGAUUGGCUGUUCCUGCUUCUGCUCUGCCUGACUCUACUGGCUGAGGUGAUUGAGUUUGCCGCCGCCGCCUCCCAGGGCUUCGGUGCGGCGGAAGACCUGGUGUGCCCCUCGGUGUGCCGCUGUGACGAGGACUUCAUCUACUGUAAUGACCGCGGCCUGAGCUCCAUCCCUCCUCUGCCUCCGUCGGCCACGGUGCUCUACCUGCAGAACAACCACAUAGACAACGCCGGGCUCCCCACCUCCCUGGAGCGACAGCUGACCGUCCGGGUCAUCUACCUGUACGACAACGAGCUGGAUGACUUCCCCUUGCACUUGCCGCCCUCCCUCCGGGAGUUGCACCUUCAAGACAACAACAUCCGGACACUUCCCCGCGCCACCCUGGCCCGGAUGCCCCUGCUGGAGAAACUGCACUUGGACGACAACUCGGUCUCCACCGUCAGCAUCGAAGACCAGGCCUUUGCCGACAACCCGCGGCUGCGGCUGCUCUUCCUGUCUCGUAACCACCUGUCCAGCAUUCCCUCCGGGCUCCCGGCCUCUCUGGAGGAGUUGAGGCUCGACGACAACCGCAUCUCCACCAUCCCCACCCACGCUUUCCGCGGCCUCUCCUCCCUAAGACGCCUCGUCCUGGAUGGAAACCUGCUGGCCAACCAGCGCAUCGCGGAUGACACUUUCUCCCGCCUCUCCAACUUAACAGAGCUUUCGUUGGUGCGCAACUCCCUCCUGACCCCGCCUCUCAACCUGCCCAGCGCCCAUCUCCAGCGUCUCUCCCUUCAGGACAACGCCCUGAUACACAUGCCCCGUGGCUCCCUGGAUGGCAUGAGGAGGCUCCAGAGACUGGACCUGUCUGACAACAACCUGACCACACUGCCACGGGGCCUGUUCAAAGACCUGGACAGCCUGGGACAGCUGCUGGUGCGGGGCAAUCCCUGGCACUGUGGCUGCAACCUGCGCUGGCUCCACGACUGGCUGCAUGCCAGGGGAAACUCCAUCACGGUGAGGGGCCUCACCUGCCAGGGGCCUGACAAGGUGCGAGACAUGGCCCUCAAGGACCUGACAGGCCAGAUGGAGGAGUGCGAGGCGACGGGGGUGGUGGCUGCCGGGGCUGCGGCCGGGGUUGGAGCCACGGGGAGCGGUGCCAGAGACAGAGACAGAGCGGGCGGGGCAGGGAUUGGAGGAGUUGCUGCUAGCUCCACCACCCUCUCCCCUCUGCAGGGCUCCCUCUUCACCUUGCGCUCCAAGCGGCCCGGCCUGGGGCUCCCAGACUCCGGCCUGGACUACACCCUGGGCAGCAGCGGGGUGGGCAGGAGCCUGGCCCUGAACGUUAAGCCCCUGGCCCAUGACAGCAUCCGCGUCACCUGGAGUGUGGCCCAGCCCAGCUCCUCCUUCAGGCUCAGCUGGUUGCGGCUGGGCACCAACGUGGCCAUGGGCUCCAUCACGGAGACCCUGGUGAGAGGAGAUCGCAGGGAGUACCUGCUCAACUCCCUGCAGCCCCGCUCCAGUUACAUAAUUUGCAUGGUGCCCCUGGUGGCUAGCUCUGGAGCCGGCAAAGGAGCCGUGGCGGCCGGGGACACCGACUCUGACGAAGCUCCGGUGUGUGCUAAAGCAGAGACGUCAGACCCCAGCCGUCCAGAUGUGGGCCAGGAAGACAACCAGGACCCCGAACAUGUCAGCACUCUGCCUCUGGCCGGGAUCAUCGGAGGGGCCACGGCCAUCGUCUCCCUGGCUCUCAUAUUCGCCAUCUUCUGCUGGUACGGCCAUCGGGCCGGGCGAAUGUCUUCACGCGACCACUACAGCCGCGGCAGCUCCAGAAAGAGCAAGCACUACGACGACUACAUCGAGUCAGGCACAAAGAAGGACACCACCAUCCUGGAGAUCCGAGGCCCCGGUUUCCAGAUGACACCGAUGGCAGCCCACCAGCAGCCGCUCCAUCCCAAACCCCUCCGGGAGGACUACAUCAUCCACACUAUAUUCCCCUCCAAUGGCACCGGCCUCUACAAAGGCGCCCACCAAGUGUCUAAUGCAGGGUACGGCACCAAUCGCGGCUACAGAGAAGGAGGGAUCCCAGAUAUAGACUACUGUUACACGUGAUAGGCGUGUUAGGCCCGACCACUCCCGCACCCCUCUAGAUUGGACUGUAUAGAUGCACAUUUUUUCUGGUCCGCGUGGGUUCUUCUAAAGCAGCCCUUAGUGCCUUCUUCUAGUCUCCCACUCCAACAAAGCCUGCAGUUGCACCUCACUGACAUGGUUUGAUUCAUUGGCCCGGGAUGCCUGCAGGAAACAGCUAGCUGUUACACAGCAGUAGAGGAGCUAACGAACGAACGGCCAGUCACAGGUGUUUGACACAGACUGCUUCCUCACACCCCCAGUAAUGAUCAGUGGGCUUUUUUUGUCAUCCCUGCUCUCUCCCUCGGUGAGAAGUAGGAGAAGAACGCGCACGCUGUGUCGAAACUACGGGAUAUUUUCAGUUACGGUUCCAUUUCGGGGCUUGUGUAUGGCAGGCCACACGAGACACAACGCCGGAAGGUUUGAAAGUCUUGAAAGGAUAUUUUAGAUAAGCAUCACUUGCCCACUGGCCAUGUUUGGUCCUCUUAGCUCAUCCGUUUAGAUGCCUCAACUAUCCCAAUGUGCCCAGUUCGCCCUAUCUGUUACCGGAAGAGAGGGCUCUGUAAAGCUGUGAAUGGUUCCCUUUCAAAGCGGCCCACUUAACCACCUGUCUUAAAGCGGACUAGUAGUGGUCUGAUCCAGUGGCUCUACAGGGUGAGUGACCUGUCAGGGGAAGCUCUCCUUGAUGACAUUUUCGAUGACCCUUGCUAUGUUCCAUAACAGAACAGUGCAUUGAAAUCAAUGUAGAUACGUUACUAAGACAGACAUCCACUGGACUCAGUGUUAGGAGAACUCACCGUUCCCUGCUAGUGUCUUCAAUCAGGCCCUCACUGCUACAAUUAUUUAUUGGUUUGAAUUCCUGUGAAUAUUUUUAGACAUUACCUUUUUGACGGAGAAAUUGCUGAAACAUAUUUUUCGUUCAGUGAGGACACUCACUCUUGAAUGGGAUGAUGGAUUUGUUGGAGUAAAUUUUUUUGACCAGGAAGACAAAACCCUCCUUUGUCCCGAGGUUAAAGUAAAGGUUAAACUGCACCAGCGUGAAUGUGUACCUCGUUAAUGAAAACUAUCCGAUGCAAAGGACAAUUGUUCCAACACAGAGCGUAGAUAAUAACAGAGUGCCCCCAGACCCUCCAAGACUGGCAAACCACUCACUGGAGAUAUCAGGGUCAAGCCUCCACUCUCCGUUUGCCUGCGGACCUGGCCGGUCACCUGGUGAGAAGACCAUUUCGGUCUUGUUCACCAGCGGGCUGAGACCCAACAGGACCAAGGACCUCUGUGGAGCAUCCAAUAGACAGAGCACAGCAGUUGUGUAAGAGUGAAUCUGAGAAUGACUGUGUAAACAGCCAGGGGUUAUCAGGUAGAUCAUCUAACCGUAAUACUGUAGACCUGCACUGUGUGAGGGGUUGAGGGAGCUGGACGAUCUUAGGUGGGGCUGGGCCGAGACGACAUUGGGCCAGGCGAGUUCUGUUUACUUUAUGAUAGUCCUAUAGUCUGUCCACGUCUCGUUCCCAGCAGCACUACUAAUGUGAAUGAAUCAGCACUUACAGCUAUAGGACUACAGCUAGGGAGGGAGGGAGGCAGAGGAAAUGACACAGAGGAAAAGCGAGAGACCGAUUCGAAUGCAGAAGAACGAACAGAACUGAUGGCUCUGGAACGGCAGAGUUCAUCCAUGCAUAAACCUAUUUGUCAUACCCUGCUACUCCACAUUGCUUUAAUAUUCUCCAUGCUUGUUUAUCACCUUACUGUUCUGUCUGAUAGGAUUUCAUAGUAGGCCGACUGUCAGACAAUAUGUCUCAAGAGCGUUCGUUUUAUGAUGGAUACUAACGAGAAUCUGGAACAGUCGCUUUAUUAUUGUUCUUAUUAUUAUUAUUGAUAGAUAUCCUGGCGAUUUAUUUUUUUACUUUAUUCAUUUUAUGCUGUUACCUUCACAUCCACUCAUUUCCACUUUGAGAUACCAUCUGUAGCUGUCUCUACAGGAGAAACCAAACACUGAGAUUUUCAAAAGCGUGCCACUGUUUCUUUUAGGGUCCCUUUUGAGUCUAGACCUGCUUUAUUAACCCAUUGUCACAGGGAGGUCACCAUAUAAGUACAAUCUUUCACUAAACACCAUCAACGAUGAUUUCACCUCAUGCAAGAGCACAAAGAACUGUUGAAAUAGAUCUGUUAUUUUCCGAUCCAGGAGCAACCACACUGGUGUGUUGGUGAGGGGCAGAGCCAUAUCACAGGUAACCAACCAAUACAAAACAGGCCUGCAUUUUGUCAAUUCCCUCUCGUCGUAUUCCCCUCUCUCACUCUUCCAUAAGAAAAUAAGUAUAUAUUUGUGUGCUACACUUGUUCCUAGUUGAGCUUGCAUGGCUAGAUGUGUACACUGGAGAGAACCGGGGGGAGCGGGGAGGGCUUGUGGGAGAGGUUGGCAUGGUGAGUAUGCAGAUUGUGUCCAUUGCAGUCAGAGCAGGAAUCACUUUUCAGCUUUCUUAGACCAUCUGCGGAGCUCAGUUUGUGCGCGGGUGCGCGCACGCCAGGGGUGUGCGCUCGUGUGUCAGACUGUGUGUCUCCUGCCUAGUCAGACCAGCAGUUGUUCCACCUGCGGCCCAUUAACACAGAUGUCUCCCCUUCCCUGCUGCUGCUGUUCUGGCACCACAAAAAAACACCUUGUUUGCCUAGUCUGUGUCUAUGUAAAAAAAAAGACCCCUUGUCUCCGGGCUCGGGCGGACGCUGGCUGCAUGAUAACGGGAAGCAGGAAGUGCGGGUCGUCACCCAGCCUGGCUCUCCCGCACUUUCUGGGUGAAGGGGGGCUCAUCAUUAUCAUCAUUAACAUUGUCAUUAUCAUCAUUAACAUUGUCAUUACCAUCACUUACUGCACAUUCAAAUCCACAUUUGGCGAACCCUCUUCAUGCCCUUUCCCUUAGUGGAGAAGCCGUCACCAGACCCGCGGAGGAGGUCGAGGCCUUUUGGCGCACUGAGUGGGUCCAGGCGUAAGGCGCCCACGCGGGAGGUCCAAUCGGUUUUUGGUUUCAUGGUUCAACAAAACGUUGGGGAGUUAUUUGACUGUUAUCAGUAGUGUGUUAUCUGUUUUUUUUUUUGUCUGCCCUUCCAUAUCUUGCCUGUGUACUUUUUGUAAGUUGCUGCUGUUGAAAACACCACUCUCUUCCUUUGUGGGACUCUUGUGUUAUACUGAAAAAAAAUGAACUAUUUUGUAUAAAGGAUGUCUCUUUUCUAUGUGAUUAAAGGAGAUGUGCAAGG
Esox lucius (northern pike) is the source of this 6774-nucleotide messenger RNA. It is a transcript of the gene flrt1a, whose product is annotated as fibronectin leucine rich transmembrane protein 1a. NCBI's taxonomy places the organism in Eukaryota, Metazoa, Chordata, Actinopteri, Esociformes, Esocidae. The transcript has 3 exons. Gene Ontology annotation, molecular function: protein binding. The record is from RefSeq and is a predicted model, not a curated record. Bases 1399 to 3516 code for a protein of 705 amino acids.